Thermothelomyces thermophilus ATCC 42464 is the source of this 5149-nucleotide messenger RNA. Its product is annotated as glycoside hydrolase family 13 protein. The record is from RefSeq and is a predicted model, not a curated record. Gene Ontology annotation, molecular function: 4-alpha-glucanotransferase activity; amylo-alpha-1,6-glucosidase activity. The coding region runs from base 348 to 5069 and encodes 1573 amino acids. The transcript is spliced from 3 exons. Lineage: Eukaryota; Fungi; Ascomycota; Sordariomycetes; Sordariales; Chaetomiaceae. Gene Ontology annotation, biological process: glycogen biosynthetic process; glycogen catabolic process.
GUUCCCGGCUUUUAUUGCUCCCGCUACGGCCUUGUCUGCUGCGUAGGUUCCCCAAAAAACCUUGGACGCCAUCCUUGACGCUCCGCCACUUGCUCUGUCAGCCCGCACAAGCCGCGUCGCGCUUACUUAGAUCUCGAGUCCCCCGAGUUCCUAAUGUCGAGGCUCAUCAGGUCUCUUGCUCUGUGCCUGUGUCUGAUUUGGUGCCUGGGAUCCGAUCGGCGGCACCGUUGAGACCUGACGCGCGGGGCGAUCGACCCAAGAUUUGGCUUUAGUUGCCAUAUUUAGUAGUAGUAGCUUGGGAUCUCCCGAGCUCCCACUUCCCCUCCAGCAAUAUGGUUCCGAAAACCAUGGUUUCCAACGAGGUCUACCUUCUGUCGCUCAACGACGAUGGCUCACCCCAGGUCGCCGGCGAGUAUAUCUACCUAGCGCCCAAGAACAACGAUCCCAUCACCAUCCGUUUCGCAAUCGAGGGCACUUCGAGCAUCUGCCGCCAUGGCAGCCUGUGGGUCAACAUCCCCGAGAAGGGCGCCGAGUUCCGCCGCGAUAGGUUUCGGGAGUUCAAGCUCGUUCCCGACUUCAAUCGCACGAUCGAGAUCUCAAUCCCAAUCUACGAAGCGGGCGUUUACGCAUUCUACACAACCUACGCCGAGCUGCCCGAUCUAGCCGACAAUCUGACAAGAUCCGGCCGCGGUUCGAAGCCCCAGACCAAGACAACGCCAUGGUACUACAUCGACGUUGCCCCGCGGUUGACGCUGGACGGCCAGCCACUCCCCCUCCCCGCGCUGUCCGUUUUCUCGCUCAUCAGCAAGUUCAUGGGCAAGUACCCACAGGACUGGGAGCGCCAUCUGAGGGGAAUCAGCGACCGAGGCUACAACAUGGUUCAUUUCACUCCCCUCCAGGUGAGGGGUGCUUCGAAUUCGCCCUACAGCCUGUAUGACCAGCUUGGGUGGGACCCGGCCUGUUUCCCCGAGGGUGAAACGGACGUUGAGAAGAUGGUCGAAAAUCUGGAGAAGAACUACUCCCUGCUCAGCCUAACGGACAUUGUCCUUAAUCACACCGCAAACAACAGCCCUUGGCUACAGGAACACCCAGAAGCCGGCUACAACUUGACGACGGCCCCGUGGCUGGAAUCGGCAUAUCUCCUCGACACGAAACUGCUGGAACUGGGCUCCAAGUUGGAACAGCUGGGACUGCCAACGGAUCUGAAGUCUCUGGACGAUCUCCUCAAAAUCAUGGAAGCCAUCAAAAAGGAGGUCAUUGGCGAGAUCCGCCUGUGGGAAUAUUAUGUCAUCGAUGUCGACGGAGAUGCCGAUGCGGCGAUCGAAGCUUGGGUCGCUGGCGAGGUCAAAUUCCCCCGCGGUUCCCUGCCCCCUGACGGUCCGGGUGUUCUUCACUCGGCAACGUCGGAGGAACUAGCAACGUGGUUGACGAAGCACGGCCUCAAGGGGAUGGACCGCCUAGGAGAACGAUUCCGGAGGACAGUUGACCCCAACGUUGCUGCUGCCCUGCUUUCCGCCCUCUUUGGACGAUACGAAGGCGAGUACGGUGCCACCGCUGGCCAGGCGGCUGUCCGUAACAAGAUUGUGGAGAUUCUGGACACCGUCAACGUCCCAUUAUACCAGGAAUACGACGCAGAUCUGGCCGAAACCCUUCAGCAGAUCUUUAACCGAAUCAAAUAUGUCCGCUUGGAUGAGCAUGGGCCGAAGUUGGGUCCGAUCAACCAGGAAAAUCCUCUCAUUGAGACGUACUUCACCCGGCUGCCCAGGAACGAAGUCACGGCGAAGCAUAAGAAGGAGGACUUGGUCCUGGUCAAUAACGGAUGGGUCUGGGGCGGAAACGCGCUGGUCGACAACGCCGGACCGAACUCUCGGGUCUACCUCCGUCGUGAGGUCAUCGUCUGGGGUGACUGCACCAAGCUGAGGUACGGAGACGGUCCGGAAGACAGCCCAUGGCUCUGGGAGCACAUGACCAAGUAUGCGAGGAUGCUAGCCAAGUAUUUUGCCGGCUUUCGCAUCGACAACUGCCACUCGACUCCUAUUCACGUCGCCGAGCACAUUCUCGACGAGGCCCGCCGUGUCCGCCCCAACCUCUACGUCGUCGCCGAGCUGUUCACCGGUUCCGAGGAGAUGGACUACGUGUUUGUAAAGCGGUUAGGUCUUAGCUCGCUAAUUCGUGAGGCCAUGCAAGCCUGGAGCACCGGCGAGCUGAGCCGGCUGGUUCAUCGGCACGGCGGCCGGCCCAUUGGCAGCUUCGAAGUUGACGAGAUAUCGAGCGCCGAGGUGCGCAGCCCCGCGAAGGAACGCGGAGAUGGCGCCGCAAACGGUUACCAGUACACGCGAGAGAUCAUACGCCGCAUCAAGCCCGUGCCUAUCCAAGCCCUCUUCAUGGACUGUACCCACGACAACGAGGUUCCUGCGCAAAAGCGGGAUGCACGCGACACCCUACCCAACGCAGCCUUGGUCAGCAUGUGCGCCAGCACAACCGGGAGCGUCAUGGGAUAUGACGAGAUCUAUCCCAGACUGGUCGACCUCGUCAAUGAAACCCGACUUUACACAUCGGAGGCGUCCAAGUUCCCGGUCAAGGUUGGUGAGGGCAAGGGAGGCAUUGCCGGCGUCAAGAAGCUGCUCAACCAGAUCCACGCCCUGAUGGGCAUGGAUGGCUACGACGAGACUCACGUUCAUCACGAAGACGAAUACAUCACGGUACACCGAGUUCAACCCGACUCGCGGAAGGGAUACUUCCUCAUUGCGCACACCGCGUUCCCCGGAUAUGGCAAUGGAAACGGCGCUCUGAAUCCGGUCCGCCUGACAGGCACAAGGGCGAAGCACCUUGGCAGCUGGAUGCUCGAGGUUGACUCAAGCAAGGAGGCCGUCGAGGAGGUGUUGAGCGACAGGAAGUAUCUGCGCGGCCUUCCCAGCCGCCUCGUCUCAGUCCCCGGUAUCCGCAUGGAGGUCAAGGGGGAUGACACCAUCAUAACCGUGCGCGACCGGUUCCCGCCCGGCAGCAUCGCAUUGUUCGAGACCUGGAUCCCUGCUGCCGAGCACUCCAGCGGCCUGGAUACCUUUGUCACAUCAGGCGCCAAAGCAGCGAUGGAGGAGCUUGACCUGGUGGACCUGAACUUUUUGUUGUACAGGUGCGAGCCGGAGGAGCGCGACGGCAGCGAAGGGCAAGAUGGUGUCUACGAUAUCCCGGGCCAUGGCAAGCUUGUCUACGCGGGCUUGCAGGGGUGGUGGAGCAUCCUCAAAGACAUCAUCAGGGACAACAACCUUGCGCACCCCCUGUGCCAGAACCUUCGUGAUGGACAGUGGGCGCUCGACUACAUCGUGGGCAGAUUGGAGCGUGCAUCCCAGCAGCAACCAGCCUACAGUCGUCUGGGAAAGCCUGCAGCGUGGUUAAGAGAGAGGUUCGACGCGAUCCGUAACGUCCCCAGCUUCCUCCUUCCGCGAUACUUUGGCUUGGUCCUCCGCACGGCCUACAUGGCAGCAUUUGAGAGGGGCAUCUCUCUCAUGAGCAGCAACAUCCGAGGCGCGCAGUGGUUUGUGCAGAGCCUGGCCAUGGUCAGUGUGCAGCAGACGAGCAUAGUCAGGUCCGCCUCCCUCUAUCCGGACCGCCUUGUCCCGUCGCUCGCUGCCGGCCUUCCGCACUUCGCAGUCGAGUGGGCGCGCUGCUGGGGCCGGGACGUCUUCAUCUCUCUGCGGGGCUUGUACCUUGGCACCGGACGUUUCGAGGAAGCAAAGGAACAUAUCCGUGCCUUUGCCAGCGUGCUCAAGCACGGCAUGAUCCCCAACUUGCUCGGCAGUGGCAACAACCCGCGCUACAACUCGCGCGACUCGGUUUGGUUCUUUCUGCAGUGCAUCCAGGAUUACACCCGCCUUGCCCCCGAUGGCUUGUCGCUGCUUGAUGAGAAGGUUAAGAGACGGUUCCUGCCGUAUGACGACACGUGGUUCUCGGUCGACGAUCCCCGGGCGUACAGCAAGGAGAGUACAAUCCGCGAGAUCAUUCAGGAGAUCUUCCAGCGCCACGCCGAGGGGAUGAGAUUCCGCGAAGCAAACGCCGGCCCCGGCCUCGACAUGCAGAUGAAGGACGAAGGGUUCAACCAGGAGAUCAAGGUAGACUGGAGCAACGGCUUCGUCUUUGGCGGCAACCAGCACAAUUGCGGCACCUGGAUGGACAAGAUGGGCGAGAGCGAGCGCGCGGGCUCCAAGGGCGUACCCGGGACCCCGCGUGACGGUGCCGCUGUCGAGAUCAUCGGUCUUCUGUACAGCGCUCUCAACUGGGUCGCAACCUUGAACGAGCAGGGCAAGUACGAGCAGUCCUCCGUCCGCAGGGCCGACGGCUCCGAGAUCUCCUUCCGCUCCUGGGCCGACCUUAUCAAGGCCAACUUUGAGCGCUGCUUCUUCGUCCCCGUCUCCCCCUCGUCCGACCCCGACUACGACGUCAAUCCUUCCAUCGUCCACCGCCGCGGCAUCUACAAGGACCUCUACCGCUCGGGCAGGGAAUACGAGGACUACCAGCUGCGCUGCAACUUCCCCAUCGCCAUGACGGUCGCCCCGGAGCUCUUCGACCCGUCGCACGCGAUGCACGCCCUCUGCAUCGCAGACAAGGUCCUGCGCGGCCCCAUCGGCAUGGCCACGCUGGACCCGAGCGACCUCAACUACCGGCCGUACUACCACAACAGCGAGGACAGCGACGACUUCGCCACCAGCAAGGGCCGCAACUACCACCAGGGCCCCGAGUGGCUGUGGCCGACCGGCUUUUUCCUGCGCGCCCUGCUCAAGUUCGACCUGAUGCGGCGCCCCAAGGACGACGCCGAGGGCCGGACCGAGGCGUUCCAGCAGGUCACCCGGCGACUCAAGGAGUGCAAGGACAUGGUCAGGCGCAGCCCCUGGGCCGGCUUGACCGAGCUGACGCAGAAGGGCGGCGAGGAGUGUCCUGAUUCGUGCCCUACCCAGGCUUGGUCUGCGGGCUGUCUGAUUGAUCUGUACAUGGAUGCUGCCGAGGAGCAGGCGAAAGUAGAGGGCAAGGCGCUGCCUCCUGAGGUGAGACGGGAAUUUGGAUAUGAGAAUUAGGUCACCUUGUACGGAGUAAUAAUAGAUGGAUUCAGGUUUGGGUGUCUGAGGCGUGGGUCUUUUUUCUUUUUCUCUGUUGA